Messenger RNA from Oppiella nova, 1060 nucleotides. Lineage: Eukaryota; Metazoa; Arthropoda; Arachnida; Sarcoptiformes; Oppiidae. The record is from the annotation of a GenBank genome assembly.
UUAAAAUUCAACUGCCAUAGUGUCAUCAAUAAACUAUUUCACACCAAAAAUGCGAUUCCCAUUGUUUCACUUAAAUUAUUAUCUCAUACUGUCCUAUGGAUUACUAUAUUUGGCAAAUGUGUGUCUGGGCUCACACUCAUCCCUACGGGUAGAUAACGGCGCUUACAAAGGGUUAGUCAUAGCCAUCAGUCCGGAUAUUGAAGUCAACGGAGAGAAAGAUCAGCUUGAUCUCUUGGAUAAACUCAAGAAUUUAGUCACCGAUGCGUCUAAAGUGUUGUCUGAGACGACUGGCCUAUAUUUCUCGGAAGUGACCAUAAGGGUGCCAAACGGGUGGACCACUACCUCCACCACUACUGUCCAAAUACGUGAUACCGACGCAGAUGUUAUCGUUAUAAACAGAGACUUCGAGCAAUCAUUUUGCAUGCAAUACGCCGGUUGUGGUGAACCCGCACUUCCUAUUACGGUCACCAAAAAGACGGUCACAGAUGGUAACGGCGCUAAACAACUGAUCCACGAGUGGGCGCACUAUCGGUACGGCGUGUUCAACGAGUUUGGCUUCAAGUCGGACCCCAUAUAUCCCGCUUACUAUAGUAUAGCCGGAAAUCCUAACACCAGUGAAAUACUUGUCAACUCGUGCGCCGACAGAGAGUUUAGUUAUAGCACUGAAACGAGAACGGGUAGUAAGUGCGACCUCGACACCAGUAAUACCACGGGAUUACCUACCGAUGACUACUGCCAGCCCAUACUCACCCAAACCAAUAACUUCGAGUCGUCCCUAAUGUUCGCCCAUUCAGUGGAAAGUGUGAAACACUUUUGCGGUGACACACGCUCUGGCGGACAGGGAUCUCAUCGACAUAACAGCAAAUCCCCGAACAAACAAAACGUUUUGUGCGACGGGAGGGACACGUGGACUGUCAUCAAAUCGCACCCCGAUCUCGCCAAUCACCACUUGUAUAGGCAAACAAAUAGGUACGUGCUAUCAAUCGCACAGAUUAUACUAUUAUACGCACACCACUCGAAGUAUAUGCCAUACAUUGACCCCCAAAAUGCUGAGAUAUAA